AUGCAAGCAAUUGUUAUUCUAGUGGCCAAUCACAUUCUCAUGUCUCAACUUUGCAAAAAUGCUUAUAUAACUCCUGCGUUCUAUAGAAAUCAGAAGCCAGGCAUCCAGGAUUUACCAGUUAUCAUUCCUGCAAGUUGGAUUGCCGCCUGGAUGCUAUAUCACUUGAAAGCUGUACCGCUCAGUUCAACUCCUUAUGUGGAGUACAAAGGGCGCUCGAAAAAGGUCACAAUUGCACAGAGCAUUUAUCCAACCCCAACCCUCAUCAAACAUUCCUGCAAUCCUUCUGUCUCUCUAGGGAAUACUGCAAACGGAGGGGUGUUUGUCUACGCUGUGCGUUCACUACGAGCAGGUGAAGAAACCUCCAUCACACUCGGACCCCACUUUGCUGAAAUGAAGGCUAAUGAACGAAAGUCCUUUCUCAAAAAGCAUUAUCGAUUUGAUUGCUCGUGUGAAGCCUGUUGCAAUGAGUGGCUCUUGAGGGAGGGAGAAGAGUUGAUCAAAUGUCCUUCAUGUCAACACCUCAACAUUAGCCGUGCUAAUAAAUUGCGUGGAUAG
Rodentolepis nana is the source of this 555-nucleotide messenger RNA. NCBI's taxonomy places the organism in Eukaryota, Metazoa, Platyhelminthes, Cestoda, Cyclophyllidea, Hymenolepididae. The record is from the annotation of a GenBank genome assembly.